AUGGUUGGGGAAAUUGGAGGCAAUGAUUAUAACUAUGCAUUAUUACAAGGCAAGACUAUUGAUGAGUUGAAACCUAUGAUACCGGAUGUUGUUAAUGCCAUCAAAGAUGCUGUCGCAAGAGUUAUUGGAUUUGGUGCGACUCGAGUUGUAGUUCCUGGAAAUUUUCCAAUUGGAUGCAUGCCCAUAUAUCUCACAGGAUUUCACACCAAUGAUACCAAUGAUUCUAAUGCAUAUGAUGAACUUCACUGCCUGAAAGGACUCAACAACUUUGCAAUAUAUCACAAUGAACUACUCCAACAAGGAAUUAUAGCAUUGCAGGAAGAGCAUCCGCACGGGACUAUAGUGUAUGGCGAUUACUACAAUGCUUACAAGUGGGUUCUGCAAAAGGCUGCACUGCUAGGAUUUGACCCCAAUUCAGUACAAAAGGCCUGCUGUGGCUGUGGAGGAGAUUAUGACUUUAGCCUUGAAAGAUUUUGUGGAGCUCCUGAUGUUCCUGUUUGUGCUAAACCUGAAGAACGUAUGAGUUGGGACGGUAUACAUUCCACUCAAAAGGCUUAUUUCUUUAUGGCACGAUGGCUCAUUCGGGACAUCUUCCAAAAGCUUCGAUGCAUUGCUUGAUUUUUCCUCCAUUAAUUUAAUUUUUCAUACUAGUCAUGAUUAGCUAGUAGAUUAAGUUGUUGAGGUCUAGUCGUCAGUUCAUUUAAAGUUUACUUAUUAUGCAUGGGCUGUUAGAAUGGAAGCCUAUCUUGAUGCUAUUGACGUGUGAGAGGCUGUAGAC
Manihot esculenta (cassava) is the source of this 778-nucleotide messenger RNA. Its product is annotated as GDSL esterase/lipase At5g03980. Lineage: Eukaryota; Viridiplantae; Streptophyta; Magnoliopsida; Malpighiales; Euphorbiaceae. Gene Ontology annotation, molecular function: hydrolase activity, acting on ester bonds. The record is from RefSeq and is a predicted model, not a curated record. The coding region runs from base 1 to 618 and encodes 205 amino acids. The transcript has 3 exons.